Messenger RNA from Symbiodinium natans, 4068 nucleotides. The record is from the annotation of a GenBank genome assembly. NCBI's taxonomy places the organism in Eukaryota, Dinophyceae, Suessiales, Symbiodiniaceae.
AUGAUCCGCUACGCGAAGGGUGCCUUUCAGACCCUGAUCUACUGGUGGGGCGGCAUCAACCGGCAUCUGAUCGUCAACUCCGUUUACUACUUGAUCUUUCUUGUGGUUUUAUGGUACGUGCAAACAAGAUAUCCGUUUUUGCAGGUCGACUCUUCCUCUAGCGGCAUAUCCAUGCUGGGUAGUCUGACGGUCUUUUUGCUGGUAUUUCGCAUGAACCAGUCCAUGGCCCGGAACAACGAAGCCACGCAGAGAACAGAUGAGAUGUUCGGAGAGCUGGACUUCUUGGUCCACUCUGUGUGCACGUUUAUGCAAGGUGCUGGAGAAGACUCGCUUCAGGAGUUGGUGAUGAAUUCCUCCCGACAGCGCUCUGAAGAGGAGAUCCGCCUCCUGCGGCAUUAUGGCGAGCUUGCCUCGGCAGUCCGCAUCCAUGUGGUAAGGCUGACCAUUGCCUUCGGUGUAAGCGUUCUCUUGUACUUCCGUGUGCUCUGUGCCCUGUCGGACGCGCAAGGAGUUUUAGAAGAGGAGGAUCUGGUGCAGAUCGUUUUCCUGCACUGCCGCCUGCAGGCCUUGCUGUAUGAGGAAGAAUUGGAAGUUGUGGAUCAGUAUGUGGGCAUCACUCGCGAGACAGAGGGAAGCUAUGAUGGCGAAGCGGAGUAUAGAGCCGAGGUUGGGCGAUUCCGAAUUGCCAGCCAAUGCGCAGGGCUGCUGAUGCGACCUCGAAAAGCGGGCGACACAGCAGAUGAGGACUGCGCAUUCGUGCCUCAGAGCUGUGACAUCGUACCGGCGUUGCCCAAGGUCAUCCUGAGCAUGCUGGCAGAGGUGUGUCACAUGCCCAUCGCACAGAAGUGGGGCUAUCCCGAGCGCGUGCUUAACCUGAUCGCCGAUAUCACCGGAGAUGCUCUGGACCAGCUGACCCACCUGGCGGGUCUUAUCAUGCGGCCCGUAUCCUUGGCGUACUACCAGCAUUGCCGCGUGAUUGUCGCAGUCUUCACCUUCAUGUGGCCGCUGGUACACAAAGUCAGCGAUGAUCUUGUCGGCAGCAUAUUUGACGGCAUCGUGUUUCCUUGGGUGGUCUACUGGGCAAUGUCUGGUCUGGAGAGGCUUGCGGAGAUGAUGGAGAACCCUGUGGGCGACGAUGACACUGACAUUGAUAUGAUGCAGCAGAUGCAUGAAUUGGAGGUUGGCCUGCAGCUCUCCUUCGAGCUAUCAGAGAUCCGCCGCAGCACGCUGCGCAGGACCCUGGCGAAGGGAUGUCCCAGCUGCCCUGAGGCGGCAAAGGCGAAAACCCCGCCGCUGGCACCUGCUGCCCACUUUGAGGAUUACUUCUGCUGGCUACCGUUGCCAUCGGCCAUCGCAGAAGGGAUGACCCUCAAGCACGGGCACGUCGACCACGUCCAUGCAGCCUUUUUCGAGGGUCACGCGACGGACUUGCGCAGUUUUCUGCGCAAGACAUUGCGCCGGCAGAGCGCGGGCCGCCGCAGCCCAUGCGAGGCCAUCCCCGAGGCUGCUGGGGCGGAGGAGCUCAAGGUGUACCCGGAGGCAGAGCUGGACAGCACAAUGGGCACGAUCCAGCGGGACACCAACGGCUUCUGGCACUACCUAGCCUUCCGCCCAGUGCUGAACAAGCCUGGGGCUGACGGUGAAAUCCGGCGUCAGGAACUUUGGCGAAAGCGGAUGGUUAACUUACUCGGCAAAGAGCAUCCAGCUGCGAAGCUGCUGGAAGCGACCGAGCAAACCGACUCCGCGAGGUCCGUGCUGUUGCAGCCGCUGAAGCCUCCGAAACCUCGCCGGCACCACGUGUCUGAGGCUGGCGUUGGGGCCUGGGACACACUCAAGUUGGAGUUGGAUCGAGUCACAGGAUUGUCAGGGCAAGAAAGGGUGAAAGGCCUGCGCGUGUCCCUUGAUACCGGCUACAUCUGUGGCAACACCUACGCAGUGGAGCCUUUCUACUUUGUCUUGCCCUGGCCUGACAUGAGCCUUGAGCACAGGCAUGAUGCUCCAACCCCCGCUGCCAUCAACAGCUUCCAUAGCAACACUGCCCGGAGCGGAAAUUUCAUCAGUUUGCCGGAGCAGGAUAUGGACUCGAACGAGCUGAACGAAGUGAGGACCUUUGUCCAGCGUUCUACCUUCUACCAGGGGAUGCACGCCCCCAUGGCUCGUUGGAACGUCUUGCUCUGCCUCUUCACUGCCGCUGCUGCCCUCAAUGUUGGACAUGAGCAACUGCGAAAGGAUGGCCCCCAGGACACCAGCUUUCUGAGCUGGGAGGCUUCCUCAAGCCUGCGCAACCAGCUCUACGUCCUGGCGGGGGUUUGCUGCUUUGCUUUGGCGGGAUCUCUGGUCUUCUUCUGGACCUCGACGCCGGGCUCAGACAGGAAGGAGGUGGACGAACCAGAAGCCGUCGAAGCUGCCGUCCCAGCCAAGAUCGAAGAGGACGCUGGUCCUUCAUUGGCAGACUAUGAGGACCUCGUGAAAUCAGUGCUGCAGCGCACGGCCGAUCACCUCGGACCAAAGGUGGCCAAGGGCGCGCAGGUGCAGAACAUUGUUAACGACAAGGUUGGCUCGCUUGCCGACAAGGCCAAGGCCUUCGUGAUGACGGAGCUUACCGACACGGUCGGCUCAGUGGCAACUGCAUUGCAGAUGGAGGAGUUCAUGGUGCUUGCGGAUGAUGAUGCAGCGGUUGCGGCCAGCUUCCCGCCCCUCUCAGUGCUCUUGGCUGGCCUGCUGGUGCCUGCCAAUCUGAGCUUGAACAUUACCUGCCACUUGCUGCAGAUCUUCAUCGUCCUCCUCCCAGUUCUGUGUGUGGUGGGCUACUCUGAGUAUGCUGACGCGGCCCACCCCUGCAAGUCCAUUCCUGGGCUCAGGCUCUGGGCCAGGACUGUCUUGGUGAUUGCUGCUCUGGUGACCAUCGCUCGUCUCGUGCUGGCCAUCAAGUGCUUGAUGGCGAAGUCCGCCAUUCGCCGCAAGAACGAGGAGAUGAAGGAGCAGCUCGCAAAGGCCACGGGAAGUGGCAGCUCCACAGGGAUCGAAGAGCUGAAGCAGCUCUUCCUUUUCUACGCCACUACACUGCAACAUGCCGUGGUCUGCGAGGGCAAUACACGUGUGGGCUUCUUCUCGCACAUUGUGGGCUUCGGCACCCUUCUGUGGCUGUUGACGACGUUCUUCAACACUUACCUCUACUUUGCGUACAUGUUUGUCCCGGGAGUCGUCGCAUUCCACGAAUCUGCCGCAGACGAGCCCAGCUACUGUGCUGCCUGGGUCACGGUCUGUGCUGCGAAGGUCUCCGUUCUGCUGGCCGUCCUCUUCUUCUUCGUGAACGUGAUGACUGUCUUCUGCUGGGCCUCCGAGACCGUGUUGAGCAUGGAAAGUGUGUCCUCCAAGAUCAUUGCCAAGGCGAAGGCUUUUGACAACGUGGGCCUUGGCCUCCCACUGGCGCAGCUGUUAGUGAAGGUGCUGCUCUUCCGCGGAUCUACGGACAUCCUCUGUGCCCGCCUGGCGGUCCACCUUCGCGAGAAAGAUGGUCUCUCGCAGGAGCUGGCCGAAACAGAGAGCCGCCUUGCGCAGCUGAAGGCAGAGAUGGAGGCCAAGGACAAGCAGGUGGAGGCGAUCAAAGCGGAGAUGAGCUCUGAGGGUGCAGGCCUUGAGGCUGCCAAGAGCCGCGGAGAGGAGGUCAUCCAGGCCGCCCGCGAAAAGGCGGCCGUACUGGACAAGCAGAUCGCCGAGGCGGCGGCCAACCCGGAGUCUCAGGACAUGUUGAACACGCUGAAGUCCAUGAUGGACAAGGCUUUUGAGGCUGCUGAUUCGGCAAAGGACCAGGCAAAACAAGCGGCGAGCCAGGCAGCUGCCACUGCUGGAGAGUAUGCAGCAGCAGCGGGGGAGUACCAAGCGGUAGCAGAGAAGUAUGCUGGCCAGGCGGCUUCUGCUGCUGGAGAAUACGCAGCCGCAGCAGGAGAAUACCAAGCGGUCGCUGAGAAGUAUGCUGGCCAGGCUGCGGCAGCUGCCAAGGAAGCUGCAAGUGGGCUUCAGGACAACGAGAAGGUCAAGAGCCUGGGUCAGAGCUUUGGUCGUUAG